AUGAAACUUAGUCACGCGCGCGGCAUCCAGUUACACACAUUCGUGGACGCAAGUUCAACGGCAUACGCGGCCGUCACCUAUUGGCGUGUAGAAGACGAAGAUGGCAACAUACACGUCUCACUCAUCAUCGGCAAGGGGAAAGUAGCUCCGUUGAAGGUGAUCUCCAUACCACGACUAGAGCUGCAAGCUGCCGUGCUGGGUUGCCGUCUUACACAGACCGUCGUCGACGAGCAUCAAUUUAAACCGACAAGCCGCUACUACUGGACAGAUUCCCGCACUGUGCUGACCUGGAUACGCAACGGACCGCGAGUUUAUAAACCGUUCGUAGCGCAUAGAGUGGCGGAGAUCGCUGAACACACUAAAACGAAAGAAUGGAGAUGGAUACCCACCAAAAUGAACGUCGCAGACGACGCCACCCGCGACGUGCCACACGACUUCGACUCUAAUCAUCGAUGGUACAGGGGGCCGGACUUUCUAUAUAUGUCGGAAGAAAAUUGGCCUCAAGAGGAAGUCACGGACGUCAACGUCACGGAUGAAGAACGGGUCCACCUCACCACAGGCGUCGGCGCGCGACUGAAGGAAGCUCUACCCGAAGUAACUCGUUUCUCAAGUUGGAUACGCCUCAUGCGGACCACAGCGCGCGUACUACAGUUCAUAGACAGGCUGCGGACGCGCACACAACGAUGCGCCGCUUUAAGGAAGAGAACGAGGAAAAAUGCCGACGCCGACCCUACUUGGCGAAAAAAUGAUACAGAAAGCAAGAAGACGAAUACUUCCGAGGCUGUGCGUGGAAAGCAAGUUUUACACAAAUUUAAAACGAUCGACGCAUCAUAUCUACGCCACGCCGAGUCGCUGUGGAUACGAGCACAACAGGAAGAGGCGUUCACCGAGGAAAUCAACGCCCUCAAGAGGGGGACCCCUUUUCCCCCCUCUAGCCGCCUUAUGAAAUUAUCAACGCUACUCGACGGCGAAGGCAUAAUACGACUACGAUCGCGAAUAGCGGCGGCGGGUGAUAUCACUGAGCAACAACGGUCACCAGCCGUGCUUGAUGGAGACCACCCAUGGGUGCGACUGUAUAUCGCCUGGAUACACAAACAGACGCACCACGGAGGCUUCGGCAUCACCACCAGCGAGGUACGACAGCACUACUGGCUCCUACGACUACGCAACGCUGUGCGAAGCGAACUGAAACGUUGCCGAGUGUGCCGCAUCAUGAGAGCCACGCCUCCACAACCCUCGACUGGAAACCAUCCGCCCAGCCGCCUCGCUCACCAUCAACGCUCGUUCACAUACACCGGGCUGGAUUUCUUCGGCCCACUCCAAGUCACAGUAGGCCGCACACGACAAAAAAGAUACGGAGCGAUCUUCACCUGCCUAACCACGAGAGCGGUCCACGUCGAGGUCGCCGGAGAUCUGAGCACCGACUCCGCCAUCAUGGCACUCCGUCGCUUCAUAUCGCGACGCGGAUGCCCGACGGAGCUGUGGUCUGACCAGGGAACCAAUCUCCGCGGCGCGGACGCCGAGCUACAGAGGGCAGCACUAGAAGCUAUACAGGAAGACGCCAGUAUCCGGUUCAUCAAGUGGAGAUACAUACCGCCGAGCGCACCGUUCAUGGGAGGAGCAUGGGAGCGUCUGGUACGAAGCAUCAAAACAGCUCUGUACACCGUACUGCACGAACGCGCCCCGAAAGAAGAGGUCCUGCACACUCUAUUGGUCGAGGCAGAGCACACCCUCAACAGCCGCCCUCUCACCCAUGUAUCCACUGCUCCAGAAGACGAGAACCCCCUGACUCCGAACCACUUCCUACUGGGGGGUCCCUCACGAGUACCACUGCCUGGAGCCUUCACGGACACUGACAUCGACGGGCGCAAGAUCUGGCGGACCAGCCAACGACUGGCCGACAUGUUCUGGUCACGCUGGAUAAGAGAAUACCUCCCUGAUCUCCAGCACAGACGAACUCCGAGAGCCACCAACGGCGCGCUACAACUGGGAGACUUGGUGUUCAUAGCCGACGGGACGCUACCACGCAACACCUGGCCCCGCGGCAUCAUUGUGGCUACAUACCCAGGCCCCGACGGAGAAAUAAGGGCGGUCGACGUGCGGACAAACAGAGGAGUUCUGCGCUGUCCUACAAAGAAGCUGGUAAUCAUUGAAACGGGAGGCAACGAGACAACGAAGCGCGAACCCUAG
Hyposmocoma kahamanoa is the source of this 2190-nucleotide messenger RNA. RefSeq lists its product as uncharacterized. The coding region runs from base 1 to 2190 and encodes 729 amino acids. The record is from RefSeq and is a predicted model, not a curated record. Lineage: Eukaryota; Metazoa; Arthropoda; Insecta; Lepidoptera; Cosmopterigidae. Gene Ontology annotation, molecular function: nucleic acid binding. The transcript has a single exon. Gene Ontology annotation, biological process: DNA integration.